AUGAGCAAGUUCUUAUCAAUUAUUGAGCUUUCAAAGUAUGUCCCUAAUGGGGAUAUUUUAGGUUCUCAGGAGUUAAAGUUGAGAGAACUUGAAAUCACAGGUAUUGAAGAACUUACACAAGCAAAGAAUUUGAGGAAGAUAGAUGUUUCAAAAAAUAAUUUGGAAUCGAUUUCAUUCCUUAAAUAUUGUUGGAACUUAACGGACAUAAAUCUGAGUAACAAUAAUUUAACUUCGGUAGAUGAUAUUUGUAAACUUGAGAAUGUAAGAAUUUUAAAUAUAAGUAAUAAUGGUAUUAAGUCUAUAGAAAGUUUAUGUAAGAGUCCAGGCCUUCAGAAAUCUCUUAAAGUUUUAAUUGCUAAUCAUAAUAAAAUUAGACAUAUUCCUGACCUUAGCUGUUUCAAAGAGCUUGAAACUGUAAUUUUAUCUCAUAACGAGGCUAAUGAAAUUGAGGUUCCCAAGAAUCACUGUCAAAAGCUCAAAAAGAUGAGCCUUUCAAAUAAUUGUCUUAAACAAUUCCCAUUCAGCUUAAAUUUUAAUAUGAUUCAGGAGCUAAGACUUAAUAAUAACAAAAUUCUUUCAUUAUCCCCAGACAUAGCUUAUAUGGGUAAUAUAAAGAUUCUUGAGCUUGGCCACAAUUAUAUUACUGAAAUAGAACCUUUAUUAAGUUUAACAAAAUUAAAAUCAUUAAAUAUUUCCAAAAAUCCAUGUAUCACAACAGAUGGUACCUGUGACAAGUCAAAUUCAUUAAAUAUUCUAAAUUUGAUUAAGGAAAAGUUGACAUCUUUGGAUUCAUUGAAUGGGAGUUUUAUUGCGAAACCCAGUAAACAAAACAGAACAAAUAACAAGAAAAGCAAUAAGAAUAAAUAUAGAAAAAACCCAAAUAAAAGUAAAUCCAAUUCUUUAAACAAGACGAUUAGUAAAAAAGUCUAA
Molecule: messenger RNA, 930 nt
Organism: Cryptosporidium ubiquitum
Lineage: Eukaryota; Apicomplexa; Conoidasida; Eucoccidiorida; Cryptosporidiidae
Product: leucine rich repeat-containing protein
Exons: 1
Coding region: 1-930 (309 amino acids)
Molecular function (GO): protein binding
Source: RefSeq, a predicted model, not a curated record